Molecule: messenger RNA, 657 nt
Organism: Echinostoma caproni
Lineage: Eukaryota; Metazoa; Platyhelminthes; Trematoda; Plagiorchiida; Echinostomatidae
Source: the annotation of a GenBank genome assembly
AUGUCUAAAAAUUUAGAUACGAUAUGGGAUUCACCCGCUCUCGCGAAAUCCCCUUCUCUGCAAAUCCGCGCUAAUCCUAAUUUUCAAAGAGUGGAUCAAGCGGAUUAUGAUAAACGUGCUCUGCGUGGAGCAAUAGAACCACACUUCCUUAUGCCCGUCAGACGAGUGAUGGAUCAGAUCAGACCAUUACACGUUGAAGUGUUACAAAAGCAGCUUUACCCGCGAAACGCUUCAUUUUUAAAUGGUGUGCUAUGCUUUGACACAAAAGGACUGAAAGGCCAACAAGUUCAUCUGAUGAUCACAUGCGGCUGUCGCUACGGUCGUGAGGAUUUGGAUGUAUUGGGUUUGACAUUUCAGAAAGACCUACUUCUUUGUACUCGUCAAAUAUGGCCAGAGACUGCCGAACCAUCAAGUGUAACCAAACGCAAAACCGCUCGCAGUUGGAGACGUCAACGAUCGAAGGAAAUGACACCAAAUGAGGAGGAACGUUUCACCGAAGUGCAAACUCCCGAAUGUCCUACAGGCAGUUCCAAUAGCUAUGAAGAGAUACUCAUUGAUGGAUUCCCUCAUUCCUAUGCCCAAAAACGGCUGGUAGCCAGAUUGGGCUCGAAGGCACAUCCAUUUCGAAUAAAGGGAGGGGGCGGUUUGAAACCAUAG